Messenger RNA from Acanthochromis polyacanthus (spiny chromis), 5382 nucleotides. It is a transcript of the gene fhip2a, whose product is annotated as FHF complex subunit HOOK interacting protein 2. NCBI's taxonomy places the organism in Eukaryota, Metazoa, Chordata, Actinopteri, Pomacentridae. The transcript has 17 exons. The record is from RefSeq and is a predicted model, not a curated record. The coding region runs from base 286 to 2517 and encodes 743 amino acids.
GCCGGUCAGUGAAGGCAACGUUUGGCGAGCGAAGUGCCACCGUGUCCAAAGUGAGCAUACUCCGAGGCUGCAGACGUCUUGUUUACACUGGUUGUGCCAGGCCUGUAAAGUCCCGUGGCCCCUCACCGACGUUACUACGGCUUUUAUUGCUCACGAUUUCUUCUUUCGUUACAAGGGUCAGUGCAUGAAACCUCCAAUCUGGAUCGAGGCGGUAGCAACAGGAAGAAGAAGAUAGAGGAAUUCUCUAGGUCUUCUCGGGAGAAACUAGUCCAGUCGAAGAACAAAAUGUUCUCCAAAUUUACGUCCAUUCUUCAGCACGCUGUAGAAGCGCUUGCCCCGUCGCUGCCCUUACAGGAGGACUUUGUCUAUCAUUGGAAGGCUAUUACACAUUAUUACAUCGAGACCUCAGAUGACAAAGCCCCAGUCACAGACACCAACAUCCCAUCCCACCUGGAACAGAUGCUGGACAUUCUGACUCAGGAGGAAGGGGAAAGGGAAUCUGGGGAGACGGGACCCUGCAUGGAGUAUCUCCUGCACCACAAGAUCCUGGAGACACUCUACACCUUAGGAAAGGCAGAUUGUCCUCCAGGAAUGAAGCAGCAGGUGCUUACCUUCUACACAAAGCUGUUAGCACACAUUCGUCAGCCUCUUCUGCCACACAUCAACGUCCACAGACCUGUACAGAAACUGAUCCGUCUGUGUGGGGAGGUGCUGGCUGCUCCUACAGAAAAUGAAGAGAUCCAGUUCCUUUGUAUAGUGUGUGCCAAACUGAAGCAGGACCCAUACCUCGUCAACUUCUUCCUUGAGAACAAGUCGAAGAGGCCUGAGAUAAAGAGUCCUGCAGCAACAGAUGGGGUGAAGGAGAGCACGUUGGCUCCAGACACUGGUCAGUCUCUGGCAGAGGAGCAGGCUGACCACCAAGACAAGCCACAGGCUGCAGCUGCUGCCGCCUCCACCUCCAGUCCAAGCAGUAACAAUAACAGCAACAACUACAAUCUGGUCAGCUCCCUGCUCAACCUCACAAAGAGUCCUGAUGGCAGGAUAGUAGUGAAGGCAUGUGAGGGCCUGAUGCUGCUGGUCAGUUUACCAGAGCCUGCUGCUGCCAAGUGUUUAACUGAAAACACUGAGCUCUGUGAGCUUCUGACCGACAGGCUGGUCUCCUUUUAUAAAGCCCUGCCACAGUCCAUGGACCCUUUGGACAUUGAAACAGUAGAAUCUGUCAACUGGGGACUAGAUGUGUAUAACCUGAAGGAGGACGCUGCUGUCUUCACAGGGAAGAGGGCUCUUAUCUCCUUCCUGUCCUGGUUAGAUUACUGCGACCAGCUCAUCAAGGAGGCUCAGAAGUCGGCAGCUGCAGUGAUGGCAAAAGCAGUGAGAGAAAGAUUCUUUGUGUCUGUGAUGGAACCACAGCUCAUGCAGACGUCCGAGGUAGGCAUCCUGACCUCCACAGCCCUCCUGAACAGAAUCAUAAGGCAGGUGACGUCAGAAGCGCUGCUGCAGGAAAUGGUUUGCUUCCUGCUAGGAGAGGAGAGAGAACCAGAGACUGCAGCUACAAUCGCCCAGAAUCCACUGAGACACAGACUCAUCGAGCACUGCGAUCACCUGUCAGAUGAGAUCAGCAUCAUGACGCUGCGGCUAUUUGAGCAGCUGAUCCAGAAGCCCAACCAGCACAUCCUCCACAGCUUGGUGCUGCGUAGCCUGGAGGAGAGGAACUACAUGGAGAACAAACCACAGGAGGAGCGGGAGCCGCUGGAGAAUGGCCAGCCUCAUGAUGCUGUAGACCUUGAGGAGGAUCCACUGUUUGGUGAUGACAUCUCUCCAGACAACAGGCUCUCUGGCUCUGAUUGGCUGAGCUCCUCUCCACCGCAGAGCCCCGACCACUCAAAGUCUGACGGGAAGACAGAAGUGCACAAGAUAGUCAACAGUUUCCUGUGUCUGGUGCCCGAUGAGGCGAAGUCAUCGUAUCAUGUUGAAGGCACAGGCUAUGACACCUACCUCAGAGAUGCACACAGACAGUUCAGGGACUAUUGUGGCGUCUGCCAGCGGUGGGACUGGAGAGGAAAUCCAAAGCCUUUUGAGAAGUGUAACUUAGACGCCCCAUUCUUCGAGGGCCACUUCCUCAAAGUUCUCUUCGACAGGAUGGGCCGCAUCUUAGAUCAGCCCUACGACGUGAACCUGCAGGUCACCGCUGUCCUGUCCAAGCUGUCUUUGUUACCACACCCACACUUGCACGAAUACUUGCUGGACCCUUAUAUCAAUCUGGCCCCCGGCUGCCGAUCUCUGUUCUCUGUCAUCGUCAGGGUUGUCGGAGAUCUCAUGUUGAGGAUUCACCGCAUCCCAGACUUCACACCUAAACUGCUGCUCGUGAGGAAGAGAUUAUUAGGCCUGGAGCCAGAGGGCAUCAACAUCGACCACAUGACUCUGCUGGAGGGAGUGAUCGUGCUGGAGGAGUUCUGCAAAGAGCUGGCAGCCAUCGCCUUCGUCAAAUACCACGCAGCUGCCUCGUCCUCGCCGUAAUCUUCCUGCUGUUCAGCCAUCUGCCUCGGCCAGGCAGGCAGGUCAGGGUAAAACUGGGCCUUUGGGGGGUGUGGUGGUACCGGUGGCACAGGGUCGGCAUAAUAUCACCACUAACUGUUCAUCCCCCGCAAGACUGUUAAAAGCCCACAUGGACGGGUUUCAUCACUCCCCUUCCUCUGACCUCUCAGGCUCCCCGAGCAGGUCAGAGCACAGACACUGCCCAGCCAGCAGAGGAAUAAGAGGAUCGAGGACGAGGAGCAGAGAGAUGUUCACUGGACUCUUUUCAGCCUCUGCAAUUUCUCUCACUGCCCCCCCCAACCUUUCCAUCUUUCUUUUUCACCAGCCAAAUUAUGAUUGCCCUGUAAUUAUUAUAUCGAGGGGAAAAAAAAGGAUGUUUGUAUAUUUAUUUUCUGUCCCAUUACCAGCCAUUUGUAAAUGUCAUUGCCUUAGUGUGGAAUCACACCUUUCAGUUACAGAAAAUUAUUUCCUUUUGGGGAAAAAAUGUUAUCUUAACCCCUCACAUGUUGUCUGUUUGAAGACAAGAGGCUGUAGAGAAAACAAAACCCACUACCUUUAUCCCAUAUCUGUACCUGUAGUUACACACAUAAUGAGCUGCAGUAUUUAAGAUGCUGCGCUCAUGUUUUAAAUGCCAAGUCCUCUUAUUUAUUUGUUUGCUUUCAGGUUGCCUUUUUAACUCAUGUCGUAUUAAGAUAAAUGAACCCAAGCAGUCGGUGUAAUGGCUGACUGACUGAGCAGAUUCUAUUUACUUUAUUUUAAUUUGCUUCUCUUGUCUUUAAGUGCUCGUGCUUUCAAAGCUCAUCUGUGAUCACCGUCGCCCAAAGAUGUCAGCGUCCAUCACAUUUUCUUAAAUGACGUGGUGAAUUUGCAAAUUAAUUUGCACAUGGACCUCAUUGCAUUGCACUUGUUACAUUGUGAGUUCUUCAUGCUUUUUAGGAAACGUCAAGUCGGCUUUCCUGAAAAGAAACCUCUUGCUUAUUUUACGUUCUGAAAUGUCGCUCUCCAGACCCAGUGUUGCGAUUUUCACACACCAGUGUUUGUUUUACUUAAGGAGAUACUCUGUGAUGUUGUUUUUGCACCCUUUCUCAAUGAUUCUUAAUAAUUUAUUUGCUCUACUAAGGGAAAGUGCAGAAGAACAGACCUCUUGGUUUUGCUAACCAGUGUCUUCAACGCGUCAUUAACUUGGAUCAUACUGUAGAUUAGUGCAGUGGUUCUCAUCGACUGCUAAACAAUGCAAAGUCUGCAGCUUUUCAGAUUGUAUUUUUACAACUGCAAAUUGAGAAGAAAGUCCAACUAAGAAAUGAUAAUUUGAUGAUUUUAUUUAUCAUCUCAUAGAUUGACCUUAAAAUCAUUUUCCCACUUUGUAAACCGCUGCAUUCCAGUAUGUUCAAAGCUCUGAGUUCCUCCGCAGAUUAUCAUGACUACCUGUGAGGUGUUGCGUUUACCAGCAGUAUUACUUUUUCAUCCCGAUCUUGAACGACGAGGAAACGUACUCUUGGUGCUGUGUGUUGUUGGAAGAGUUGUGUGGUUGUAUAUUUCCUGGAUGUGUCAGGAGGGUGUCUGUACCUUCAAAUCUCACCUCACCCGUCUGAUUCAUUACAAAAGAUCUGAUUUAGACUGAGUCAAAAUGCUACUCAAUGUAACUUUGUCUUUUGUGUUGUGUUGUGGUGUGGAUGUUUCUGUUCUAUUAGUGGGUCUAAUUGGGCUCGUUUGUGUGUGUGUGCGAGGCCUCUUAUUGCUGAGAAUGGACGGUCAUUCGUUGAAGCCGUGAGUCCCUGGUGUUGAGCCUUGUGUUUUCCCUUUUUCUCCUGGUCCCGCCUCCAUCCCAUCACUCGAGCACCUAAGCCGCAUUAUGCAAUUGCUUGCAUGGAAUCAGAUUUGCACAUUUGUCUUCAUCCUUGUUCGUAAUGUAAAUAUACAGAACAAAAAGCUUUUUUUUUUUCCUCCUUUUUCCAAAUGUUUUGUUUCAUGAACCAAAAGAAAUCUAGGAUGUACCAGGAGUAACAUUUCUAUUUUAAUGGGAAACUUUUUUUAAAACUGUCAAUCAUGCACAUUUUUUAAUCAACUAUCUUUCCAACUUUGUGUGUACAGCUGUAUAUUGUACAUUUACAAUAGCAAUAGAGAUAUACUACCUGGUGUAAAUGCAUGCUUAUACAUUAUUUUUCAUUGUAGAAAGGAAGAGAGAGAAAAAAGGCAGUCCAGCCAUCUGUGAUGAUUUCUUAGCUGUCAGCACUUUGACAGGGAGAUAAGAUGCCUUACUUGACACUGUGGAUCUCUGAGGACUCCUAGAAUCGAUGUGUAAGGGGGGUUUAUUGUGAUCUUAUUAUGCUUAUUAUGUUACAUAGGCUUCUGUUUGGUUUGUGAAGAUGUACAGGACUCUCGGUAUAGUCGAAAAUCUGAUGCCAAUUGAUUUGUGUCGUCUUAGACCUAUCACUGUAUCACAUCGCCGCAUCUCGUUCAUCGCUGCUUUCCUCUGGUGUGAAGUGGGACGAUUCUUGUUAUAUUUCUAUCUCAUGGCCAGUCUGAUUGUGUGACGCAUCGUUGAAACGUUAAGAUAAGGUGCAUGCUCACUUCUCCCGCCUCUUAGUGCUUCAGAAACAACUCGAAGCGGUCACCGCGCUCCGUCGUGCACUCGGAGGCAUCGGUUCAUUUAUUCCUCAUCAGCCGUCUUCAUCACUGCUGUCACAUUUAUUAGGUUUCAUUCAGGACAGUAGGGUUUUAACAUUCUCCGUCCCAAUUUAAAAAAAAAAAAAAAUGUUUUUCAGCAGAUGUGCUCAUUCUUUAAGCAGUUUGUUGUGUUUUAUUACAAAAUGUCUGUACAAUAAAACAAAAAUACACAAAAAAUAA